Messenger RNA from Exophiala xenobiotica, 1914 nucleotides. RefSeq lists its product as uncharacterized. The transcript is spliced from 5 exons. Gene Ontology annotation, biological process: secondary metabolite biosynthetic process. The record is from RefSeq and is a predicted model, not a curated record. NCBI's taxonomy places the organism in Eukaryota, Fungi, Ascomycota, Eurotiomycetes, Chaetothyriales, Herpotrichiellaceae. Bases 1 to 1914 code for a protein of 637 amino acids. Gene Ontology annotation, molecular function: oxidoreductase activity, acting on CH-OH group of donors; flavin adenine dinucleotide binding.
AUGUCUCCUUCGUUUCGUGGGCACUUCAGCUCAACCUGUGCUGCUCUGCUCGCUUUCGGCAGUCUUGCAAAGGGGCUACCUCAAGACAGCAGUACCAGCAGCAAUGACACGUUCAGUACACUCGGCAGCUCUGCAAAGCAGUUCGAUUAUGUGAUCGUGGGCGGAGGCCUUUCGGGGCUCGUCGUUGCCAAUCGCCUCUCGGAAGACAGCAGAGCAUCUGUUCUUGUCCUUGAAUUUGGACCAUUCGACCGAAGCAACACGACCUUAUGGCCAGGCAACGCUGUCCUACUCAACUCGGCAGACAUGUUCAACAUUACUUCGGCUCCGGAACCUGGGAUGAGUGGAAACGCCUAUUCCGUGUUAGCAGGUUCAGUGCCAGGAGGUGGUUCGACUGUCAAUGGUAUGGAGUUGGACCGGGCUUCGGCUGCAGACUAUGAUUCUUGGGAGCAGCUGGGAAACCCCGGAUGGGGUUGGUCGGGUCUGUUCCCUUACUUCAAAAAGGCAAACAUCAUCUCACCCGCUCACUGGACUUCUGCUGAUAGAAUAUUCAGAUACAACUACACAUGGGACACCUCUGCGUAUGGGAACGGACCAUUGCAGGCCUGUUACCCAGAGUUCCAGUAUCCUGACAAUUAUCCUUUCUUCACUGCAUUCGAGGAAUGUGGCGUCCCCUUCAUACGCGAACAUGCUCUCGGUAAUGCUGUCGGCGUCUUCUGGACUCCUGCCUCCGAAGACCCCAAAAAGAAGACCAGAUCAUCCUCGCUCAAUGCAUACUAUGACCCUGUGUCUUACCGUAGCAAUCUGAAGAUGUUGACUGAGUACCAAGUGACCCAGGUCUUGUUCGACAGAAGCCUUACGGCGCAGGGUGUUGAAGCCAUUGACAGGACCACUGGGAAAGUGUAUCAAUUCAAGGCGAACAAGGAGGUCAUCCUCGCGGCUGGCGGAGUCCAUACACCUCAAGUCUUGCAACUCAGUGGUAUCGGACCGAAAGAUGUCCUGAAAGCCGCCGGCGUGCCCGUAAAGCUCAACUUCCCUGCCGUUGGAAGCAAUUUCCAGGACCAUCCUACCGCCUAUCUCAACUGGAACUUAAAUGCCACGUUCCCUUAUCCAGGUAUUUUGUUGGCUAAUGCCACAUACAAUGCCGAAGCAGUGUCUUUGUAUCUCAACAAACUGACCGGUCCAUAUACCAAGGCUCAAGGCAGCAGCGCCGGCUUCCUAUCGCUCAAUAUGAUCACCAACAAGGCAUCGUCCAUGAUUUCAUCGCUCUUGGCCCAGAAUGCUGCCAGUUAUUUGCCUCCGAUCUAUAGCUCGAGCAAGGCACUCUUGGCCGGCUUCGCAGCGCAACGCACGAUCCUCGCCAGCCAGAUCAAAUCAGGCAAAGUCGCUGUUCUCGAGGUGCCCUUCCAGGGAAGUGGCUCGGUUCCAAAUGCUAUGCAGAAACCACUCUCUCGUGGAACUGUCUACUUGAACGCCAGCAACCCUCAUGGAGAACCAGUGGUGACAUACUACGCUUUCAGCAACCCCUUUGACAAGACACAGCUUGGUAUCAUGGUGAACUUUACACGUGAGUUGAUGGCCACAGAUGCUCUCGCUCACCUGGCUCCUGUCGAGACUGUGCCGGGCCCACAAUACAAGACCGAGGAUGAGAUUUUCAACCAAUUGUUGGUCUCCAAGUCCCCUUUCGGAUCUUCCGCGCUGAGCCCAACAUUCGCACACCCAAGCUGUUCAUGCCCGAUGAUGCCACAGCAACUCGGAGGUGUGGUGAGCUCGGACUUGUUGGUCUAUGGCACGAGGAAGCUCAGCAUUGUCGACUGCUCGAUCUUGCCAAUCAUCCCAGCAGCUCAUUUGCAGGCCACGAUGUACGCGGUGGCUGAGAAGGCAGCCGACCUUAUCAAGAAACGCAACAGAAAUUGA